Messenger RNA from Cylindrotheca closterium, 2238 nucleotides. NCBI's taxonomy places the organism in Eukaryota, Bacillariophyta, Bacillariophyceae, Bacillariales, Bacillariaceae. The record is from the annotation of a GenBank genome assembly.
AUGAUGGGCACUUGCAACAACAGGGUCUUGCCUAAAAUCUUUGGAAUAUUGCUCAUAGCAUCAUUUUUGGUGCUACACACAUCUGCCUUCUCGUAUCGAUCCAUUCAAGAUCGAGGAGACACCCUUGGAUCCUCAAGCACUGUCAAUGAUGAAACAAGACUUCCAACAACAAAACAUCAGUGUCAAUUCUGCGACAAGACAUUCGGCACAAGAAAUGCGCUAUUUCGACACUUGAAUACUGAUCAGAGUUGUUCUUCUGAGUUUCUUAGUUUCAGCGAUACGACAGUCAGGAAAGAUCAUAGCCUAAGCCACCCUUCUAUGACAAAAGUGUCUUUAUUUCUGAAGAUAUCCUACACUCUUCAGUUCCAAAGAACUUUCACCGGUGCUCCAAGUGACAGCAGUUCCGAAUCCAUAGACUCGGUGUUUCGUUGGAGAGCAGGAUGUAAAAAUCCAUCAGAUGCUCACGAAAUUGGUCAAAAGGUCCAAGAAGCGAUCAAAUUAGGUCUCUUCGAUUUAUUUGGUGGUCCGAAUCUAGAAGCAGCAUAUGGCAACACACCGAAUAGAGAUCAUAUCUCAGGCAAGGAUUGGAUCGUUGGUACGACACAGACAUCGGUAGCAAACCACCGCCCAUUGGUUUUGGCGCAAGAGAAUGGCAUAUCAUCUGCAGCAGAUUAUCUUCUCGUGAACCUUCAGAUGCCACAGGGAGAGAUGGAGGGUUGUAAUGAAGUCGACAAGCUUCUAACAGUGGCAAGGAAUUAUCUCGGAGACGAUUUUGAAACUUCUUCUGGGUCUGUUUACAAUCUGAAAAUAUUGAAUGGAAUGCGACUGCCCGCAGGUUUUGCAUUUCACGCCGAAAAGGAGUGUACACAACGAGUUUAUCACUAUUUGCUUCCUCUUUCGUGGCUACCUGACGGAGCAUUGCUCGAAUCUUGGUGCCGAAACUAUGAUGAUCAGGCAAAGCCAGCGCCACCAUCAGAUGCGUUGGCAAGGUUGCGGGAGGCGCUUCAGCUGGCUGAAUCCACCUCGAUUCCAAACAGAAAAGUAAGACGACGACAGAGUAGAUCUGCCAACUACGACUCGGACCUGAUUGCUACACCAAACCCCCAUAAAAACAAAAAAAUUAGAAAAGGAUCAGCAUCAUUCGAUAGAAAGGAACGAAUACCAUGGCAUAACUUUGGUCAUGUGGAAUUAAGAGGAGAUGCUAGUCCCAAUCAGGAACCAAUUUGGAACGUCUUGGAUAAAGCUAGAAUAAAGGGCUUCCUUCUGCCAUCUGGUUUCGAAGAUGCAGAUGAAACAUUGGUUGUUUUGGAGUUUCGCGGGGAUAAUUUCGUGCCUGGUCAAAUUCAAAGCAUUGUUGGCACUUCGGUGGCAGUGGUACAUGGAUGGCUUCCUUCUGAUAUCUUUUCAAUGGCACUAUCGAAAGCUUUCUUAUUGGAAACUCCGUCCUCCCCGAACAAUAGACUGUACUGUGCCGGAGCUCGGUUCCAUUCUCACGAAUCAAAGCUUGCUGCGGUGAUGCAGAACGAUGAUGAGGGGCAAGUACAGACUUUUGAGGCUUUGGAAUAUGACAACCCCGAAACAGCUUUACAAGCGACACAAGCACAAGUGCUCGAAAGAUCUGGCUGCUUCAAAAGCUCUGCCAUGGACAAUGAUAAACAAUGGCUGGAAGAGCUGAAGCAUUCGAUAUCGCCGAGAAUCAAAGAGGCAAUGCUGCGACUGAAAGAGCAGCACGUUGGGGGUUCUGGAACUUCAAUUGCUAUUGCUGAUAGUCUACCAACCCUUGAAGAAUGCGUACAAGAGCAAUGCGCUAUUGUAGGGCGGACGACCCACGAUAUGACGGCACCUGUACAAGCAUAUCAGCGGACGCUGUUCCUUUUGAGGGAAUUAAUUACCACAGGAUCUUGGCCAGAAACUUCGAUGGCUCGUUCGAAUGUAAUUUGCGAGGGAGACACACAACCCAGGAACAAUGCCGGGUCUUUUACCGUCUUCAAUACGGAAGUACCACACAAUCCACUUCUCAAUAGCAUGGAAACAAUUCAUCAGGCCCAUGGCACCAUAGAGCAAAAGGAUGUUUCUAAACAGUCCUUGCCGCUGGGGAAUCAGAAGUUUCCCGAGCUAGUGGAAUCGGUUUUUGAAUUGGAGCAAGUGUUAAUUGAAUCGGGAAUGCUUCAUCAGAAGGCAUGCUUAGAUGGGUCUCCAACGGCCGUGGAGCUGGCCAAAGUCUGUCCCUCAUCGUAG